This is a messenger RNA of Thrips palmi, 1296 nucleotides long. RefSeq names its product protein ALP1-like. The transcript is spliced from 3 exons. The coding region runs from base 1 to 1296 and encodes 431 amino acids. The record is from RefSeq and is a predicted model, not a curated record. Lineage: Eukaryota; Metazoa; Arthropoda; Insecta; Thysanoptera; Thripidae.
AUGGAUAACAACGAUGUUCCCUUGGAAACAUUUGGGGCAGCCCUCAUUCUGCUGACGUUGAGUGUCUUGGUGCUAAAACGGCGGCGACGUGGUGGUAUUCGGAGGUGGUGGAGGCACCCUACACUGAUUGAAGAAGAUGGGGAGUAUGCUAAACUGUUCCUUCCGUACAAAAAUACCAGCCAUGACCGUUUCUUUCGGUACACCAGGAUGGAAGUGUGGCAAUUUGAUGAACUUUUGAAGUUAGUGGGGCCUCGUCUGAGACGUUUCUCUAUGCGUAAACCAGUACCUCCUGAAGAAAGGCUUGCCAUUACCAUCAGAUACCUUGCGCAUGGUGGCAACCUCAUUACCUUAGCUGAGGCCUACAGACGAGGUCACUCAACUGUCAAUGACAUUGUCCGAGAGACCUGUGAUGCAAUUUGGGAGGCUUUGAGCCCAAUUUAUGUGAAGACUCCGUCAAGGGAGGAUUGGCCUCGAAUCUCAAGAGAGUUCUGGGAACUCUGGAAUUUCCCAAACUGCCUAGGUGCUGUAGAUGGGAAGCACGUUGAAAUAAUUUGUCCACCUAAUGCUGGCUCUGUGACAUUCAAUAACCAUUACAGCAGCCACAGCACUGUCCUUAUGGCUAUGUGUGAUGCAAAGUACCGCUUUACUUAUGUUGACUUGGGAUCCUAUGGCUCACAAAGUGACUCUAGUAUUUUCAUGAAUUCCCAAUUUGGUAGGGACCUUCUUGAAGGAAAUUUAGACCUCCCUCCAGAACAACCUAUGCCUUUCACAAGGGAGCCGCAUUUCCCACAUUGGAUGGUAGCAGAUCAGGCAUUCCCUCUGAGUGAAAAUAUCCUGAGGCCUUAUCCUGGUAAAAGCCUCACCGAAGAGCAACGAGUGUUCAACUACAGACUUUCUCGAGCACGAAGGUGCAUUGAAAAUGCAUUUGGCAUUCUUGUUGGGAGGUGGAGGUUGUUCCGCAAGAGGAUUCAAGCACUGCCUGAGACAGUAGACUCCUAUCUAAAAGCUGCAAUAUGCCUUCACAACUUUGUCAUCACCACUCAAGAAGAGGGAACCUCACAGUACUGCCCUCCCAAUUAUGUUGAUAGGGAAGAUGGACAAGGUCGCAGAAUUGAUGGAGCAUGGAGAGCAGAUCCUCAAGAUGAUGCCCCUUUGUUCAGGCCCAUAGGAAGAAUUGGGGCCAAUAGAGCUGGUGUUCAAAUAAUACGAAUGAGAGAUCAGGUUGCUCAGUACCUGGUGUCUGAAGAAGGGGCAGUCGACUGGCAGGAUCGGAUUGUCUGGGAAGGAUAUGAAUAA